Molecule: messenger RNA, 1071 nt
Organism: Paramecium tetraurelia
Lineage: Eukaryota; Ciliophora; Oligohymenophorea; Peniculida; Parameciidae
Exons: 3
Molecular function (GO): zinc ion binding
Source: RefSeq, a predicted model, not a curated record
AUGAUGAAUGUUUCAAAAUGUAGUAAAUGUUCAAAGGUGCCAGAUGAUAUCCUUAUGUUGACAUGUAGUCAUGAUUUAUGUUUAUUAUGUGCAGCCAAAUCAUUUUCAAUGCAGCAGCCUAAAAGAAGCAAAAAAUUUUUUGUUUGUGACAUUUGUUCAUCUAAUACAGAAUUAGAUGCCAAUAGUGUUUAUGAAUUAGAAAAGCUACAUUUAACCAAUGCCAUUUAGGAUAGAUCUAAUCGUAAACCUGGUCAAUAGUCCAAAUCCAAUUUAUCAAUUGAGAAAUAAGUUAAACCUCGUUCACAGACUAGAUAAGAUAACAAAGAGAAUGCUAAAGAGAAAUCUGUUAAAUACACUAAUUAAACAAUGGAAGCCAGAGUUUCUAUACAUCAAUCUCAAAGGAAGAUGAGUAAGCAACAGAGUGAAAAUUCAUUCAUUUCACAGCCAAGAGGAAUGUGUGCUGAUCAUCCUGAAGAGGAAGUGUCAUACUUCUGUUUUGAUUGCAAUAGCAAAUGUAUUUGUCCAGAAUGCAUCAUACAUGGAAUUCACAAGAAUCACGAAGUUAAAACAAUCAAGAAAUCAUAUCCAAUUGUGAGGAAAUAAUUAGAAGAUCAAUUGGAAUAGAAUAAUCAAUGUAUAAUACAAGUUGAAAAUUACAGGCAAGACUUGGAAAAGAAGUAGAUACAAUAACAAGCAAUUCAAGAUCAUUUGAAGUUACAAAUAGCCCAAGAAUUUUAGAUUUUACAUCAAUUGUUGAAUAAUAAAUAAAGUGAAUUGCUUGAAAAAGUGGAUAAUUUACCUACAAUUAUGGAAUAAUAGGAAGGAUAUAUAAAUAGACUCAAUGAAGUUGAAAUCAAAGUCUAAAAUUUUAAUGAGAAAAUUAAUGACAUGAUAGAUUCCAAGGAUGAAUGUGGAUUACUCAAUUAUUAUGGAUCAAUUUAUGGUCAAACAACACCACAACUGCCACCACUUCCCAACAUUAAGGAAGUGCAACUAUCAAAUUAAAUAUUUUCAUAAAUUAAUGACGCUAAAAAGUUACUUGGAGGUAUGGAUAUUGAUUGUAAUUAAUGA